Patella vulgata (common limpet) is the source of this 1528-nucleotide messenger RNA. RefSeq names its product calcyclin-binding protein. The transcript is spliced from 6 exons. The record is from RefSeq and is a predicted model, not a curated record. The coding region runs from base 149 to 817 and encodes 222 amino acids. Gene Ontology annotation, molecular function: S100 protein binding; ubiquitin protein ligase binding; tubulin binding. Gene Ontology annotation, cellular component: nucleus. Gene Ontology annotation, biological process: heart development. NCBI's taxonomy places the organism in Eukaryota, Metazoa, Mollusca, Gastropoda, Patellidae.
GGAAAUCCGAACUUGAAGGCGAAGAAAAUUCUGGACGAGUCGAGUGCACAUGUUACCAGCAGAAUUAUUGUAGUUGAAAGAAAAGUACUGCUACUGUGAAUUUUAAUUCUCUAGUUUAAACCUAUAAUUAUCAUCUCUUUACGAUACAAUGGCAGCAGUUGAAGAGUUAAGAAAAGAUCUAGAAGAGUUGGAGAAAUUCAAUAAUGAAGCAACACGGCAAAAGGUUAAAAAUAUUCUUUCAGUUGAAAUAAGAAAACUUGAAACAGAGAUAAAGAAUAAAACUGAAGCCUCCUUAUUAGAAGCUAAAUCAAUAACAGUUGCCUCAGAUUCUAAACGAAGACUUCACAGAGAAAAAAUUACAAAAUAUGGAUGGGAUGAAUCAGACAAGUUUAUGAAACUCUAUAUAACAUUCGAUAAUGUGCAGUCAUUAGAUAAAGAUAAUGUUAAAUCAGAAUUUACUGACAAAUCUAUAUAUCUGAGCGUUGACGGUCUCAAUAACAAGAAUUAUGAAGUACAAAUUAACAAUUUAUGUGAAGAAAUUGAUGCUUCAAAAAGCUACCAUAAGAUCAAGUCAGACAUGGUUCUAGUUAUGUUGAAGAAGAAAAAUGAAGGAAAAACCUGGUUCCAUGUAACUGCUAGCGAAAAGAAAAAAGCAGAGAGUGCGAAGCCUAAGCCUGAUGAUAAAGAUAUGGAAGAUCCACAAGCUGGUAUGAUGAGUUUACUGAAGAAGAUGUAUGAGGAAGGUGAUGACGAAAUGAAGCGAACCAUAGCAAAAUCUAUGUCUGAAUCACAGAAUAAAAGCGGAAUGAUGAUGUAACUUUAGAAUUUGGAAAAAUUUGUAUACCCUGAAUAAAAGGAGUGUAAAUGUCAAUUUUUCAAUAUUGCUUCAUGUCCAAAAAUUGUGAUUAUUUCAUCAUCACUGUAAAGCAAGAAAUGUAUGCGAACAAGAUAUUAAAACUACCAUAAAUGGGAUAUAUUUACCAGCUUUCGAAGUAAUAAAAUUAAUCAAUAGUGAUUAUUUCAAGUCAGUCAUAUGACAAUGUUAAAUUUAAAAAGAGAGAGAUGGGGUCUAAUGUCAAAUCAACACCAACUAGGUAAAUUCGGGACAAACCUGGUAUCCUCAUUUCAAUUUUUUGCCUGCAGAGAACCUUAGGUUAAACUGUUAGCAGUAAAAUUCUUGACUUAAACAGAUAAAAUGUCUUGGUAAUUGCUGUGCAUGUUAGACGACUUAGAAUUAUAACCAGCAUGUUCAUGUGAAAAAGAUUAUGAUACAGAGGGCUGGCAUUAAUUUAAUUCAUAUACAUUGUAUAUGUUAACAUGUUUAGCUUUAAUUUUAGGGCACAUAAAUUUCUUGUUGAUAUUGUCGUGGUGAUCAGAGAUUUCAAUUUUAUUUGUGAAGUUCAAGUGGCCAAUACAUACAUCAAUUAGUUGUUCUUUUUUAUGUUAUCUGUACUUUAUUUAUAGUACCUUUUAGAGUGGGAGUUGUAUUCUAGAUCAGAGAUAUCACUGUGAUAUUAUAAAGGAGAAU